Messenger RNA from Hippocampus comes (tiger tail seahorse), 1627 nucleotides. RefSeq names its product spindlin b (gene spinb). Gene Ontology annotation, biological process: gamete generation. The annotation marks the transcript as partial. The transcript is spliced from 5 exons. The record is from RefSeq and is a predicted model, not a curated record. Lineage: Eukaryota; Metazoa; Chordata; Actinopteri; Syngnathiformes; Syngnathidae.
CCCUUCAAGAGCCCAGAGGCCCCGCGGCUCCGAGCAGACGGAGGACAUUCUGGUGUGUCAGUCAACAUGAUGAAGAGGAGGAAUCCUCACAAGAAGCAUAAGAGCGACGUGGGGCCCAGUGGAACUUUGUCCCCAGCCAAGACGAACAUUGUGGGCUGCAGGAUCCAGCACGUGUGGAAGGAAGGCAGUAAGUCGUCCCAGUGGAAGGGGACUGUUCUGGACCAGGUCCCCGUCAACCCGUCCCUCUACCUGAUCAAGUACGAUGGCUUCGACUGCAUCUACGGCCUCGAACUGCACAGCGACCAGCGCGUCCUCGGACUCCAGGUGCUGCCCGACCGAGUGGUGCCGGCCCGCGUGACGGAUGCGCUGUUGGCGGACGCCAUGAUCGGCAAGGCGGUGGAGCACAUGUUCGAAACGGAGGACGGGCCCAAGGAGGAGUGGCGGGGGAUGGUGCUGGCCCGGGCGCCCAUCAUGACGUCCUGGUUUUUCAUCACGUACGAGAAGGACCCGGUGCUCUACAUGUACCAGCUGCUGGACGACUACAAGGAGGGAGAUCUGCGCAUCAUGCCCGACGCCAGCGAGAGCACGGCGUCGGAGCGCGAGCCGGGCGAGGUGGUGGACAGCCUGGUGGGCAAGCAGGUGGAGUACGCCAAAGAGGAUGGAGGCAAGCGCUCGGGGAUGGUCAUCCAUCAGGUGGAGGCCAAACCCUCCGUCUACUUCAUCAAGUUUGACGACGACUUCCACAUCUACGUCUACGACCUGGUCAAGACGACCUAAGGCCGCUCCCGCCUCCGCCGACGCACCCUUUGAGACACACAGACACGCCCGUCGUUCUUUUGAGAACACGCCGGCCGCCGUCGGCUUUGGAUGAUGCGACGGAAGUUGUCGGUCGGCAGAGCUUGACUGGACUUCUCUGGACCGUUAGCAUCUUUAGGUUGUGUGGCUGUGAAUUCAAGUUGGCGUCAAAAUUCAUGGAAACCCGUCGUUGGCAGGCUAAGUGGAUAUACCCUUGGUGACGUCGCAACAUUUAAGGAUCUCGCUGGACUUCUAGCUUUGUUAGCGUUGCUAGCCAGCGCUCAAAUUGUUGUCCGAAUUCAUGCUAAUCUGUUGACGAGCUCAGCGGAUGCCACCGACAUCACAUUUAAGAGCCGUCCGGACCCCCAGCAUCAUUAGCUUGCGCAGAUAGCACCUGAGUUUGAGUUGAUAUUCAUGACGACACAUACUAACCGGAUGAAAUCGCAGCAUUGAUGGAUUUCUGGACUGCUAGCUUCAGUAGUAUCGUUAGCCAGCACUCAAAUUGUAUCCCAAAUCCAGGGUCAUUUGGUGGCAAUCUAUUCGGGCGCCAUUGACGUCACAUCGACAAAAGUGUCUGGUCGUCAGCAUUAUUAGCAUGUGCAGAUAGUAGCACCCGAGUUCUAGUUGAUAUUGAUGGCAACGCAUCGCUAGCAAGCUAACCAGCAUCCCAUUUAUUGACGUCGCAACAUAUAAAGCUCUGUGGACUGCUAGCUUAACUAGUAUCGUUGGCUAGCAUGGAAAUUUGUUGGCUCAUCAGUCACCAUUGACAUCACAUUUAAGAUCCGUCUUGACCGUCAGCAACAGUAGCCUGCGCGGAUAGCCUUCAAGUUCG